Momordica charantia (bitter melon) is the source of this 1277-nucleotide messenger RNA. Its product is annotated as Class I peptide chain release factor. Gene Ontology annotation, biological process: translational termination. The record is from RefSeq and is a predicted model, not a curated record. NCBI's taxonomy places the organism in Eukaryota, Viridiplantae, Streptophyta, Magnoliopsida, Cucurbitales, Cucurbitaceae. Gene Ontology annotation, molecular function: translation release factor activity.
UUGCUGUCAGCACCAGCGGGCAGCGGGCAGCGUCUUCCUCAAGCUCCAGGCCAUUAGAAACGUCAUUUGGCUCUGCUACUUACUACUCAAACUACUUGGAAAAUCCAAAAAAAUGGCGGUCAUUAGAACCACCACAAACAUCAUCCUCCGAGAAAUCCUUCACUCCCAUCCCUGGUUUCCUCCAUCACCAUCCCCAAUCUUCCCUUCAACAUUGCACAAUCCCAACAAUGGCGCYUUGCGAUUCCGGCUUCGUGAAAUCAGUUUCGGCCGCGUCCUAUGCGCCUCUUCGGACUCAGGAGCCGGCAAGGUGUCUGCCCGGCUCUCGCAGGUUCAGCAGCUCCUGCAAGAAGCGGAGGAGCGAGCUCUUUCGGCUGACCGCGAACCCGCCCCUAAAAUCACUCUCGACCAUGUCACUGUGAAUUUUGCGAGAAGUGGUGGCCCUGGAGGUCAGAAUGUCAACAAAGUGAACACAAAGGUUGACAUGCGCUUUAAUGUUAAAGAUGCAUAUUGGCUGAGCGACAGAAUCAGGGAAAGGAUUAUGCAAAUGGAGAAAAAUAGGAUCAACAAGGAUGGGGAGCUUGUAAUUUCAUCCACUAAAACUAGAACACAGAAGGGCAACAUUGAAGAUGCCUUAGAGAAACUUCAGGCAAUAAUCGAUGCUGCUUCUUAUGUCCCACCACCUCCCUCUGAAGAGCAAAAGAAGAAAAUUGCUAAGAUGGCUGCUAUUGGGGAGCAGAAACGCCUUAAAAGCAAGAAGAUCCUCUCAGAUAAGAAAGCCUUCCGAAGGAGUCGAGACAGUUGGGAUUAACAAUAUUGCUACUCUCACCCUUUUACUCGGAAAACAAUACAGGAUUUUCAAAAAGUAACACCAUGGAUUCUGUGUGCAAUGAGGGAAAACCCAUUGGAAGCAGAGGAACUGAGCGAUUUGCUUCGCUCACAGGUGAUUUCUGGAAAUUGCUAGAAAUAGAUAUAAUCAUAUAGAUAAUCAAUUUUAUUUUCAUUUGAUUGGUGCAUAAUAUGUUUGAAGCACUGGCUUAGAAUCCAAGGUAUCUUACAGAACUGUCAGAACAUGCCUGCUGCAGACGUUUGGUCAAUGUAUGUUAACUAAUAUUAAUUCAGGCUUUUUUUCCCUCUUUGUUGGAUGUCAUAUACAUACUCGAGUUGGUCUGUUGCCAAAACCUUGAAUAGGAAAAGUAACUAAUAUUACCAAGAAGUUUAGCUAUGCUAUCUGUAUGAGUCUGUGGCUCUUUGUUUCUAAUUGGAAGAACAUUGUUGAA